CCGAGGCCUGGUUGACAUGGACAAUCUGUGUGCUUGAUAACACAAGCUUCUUGUUAUCUCACAAGAUCGUCAAAAUGGAUGACAGUACUACGUCGAACGAAAUCUGGCCAGUUAAAUAUACUGGAUUGUCAUAUGGACUUCUGGUAAUAAACUGUUCUGCAGUACUUUUUUAUUUGAUUGGUAGAGUUGCGGCUGCCUGUAUUUCGGAAUCUGCGAAACACGCACCUUGGAGAUGGAAAAAUACGAUAGUGUCAUUUACGCACGCUUGCAUCAGUGGUAGCUGGUCUAUUAUGUGCUUUUACGAGACGCCAAAACUUGCAGAAGACAUGAUAACAACGUAUUCUUCAUUUUCCUACACUCUGAUUUCAUUUUCAGUCGGCUACUUUGUGUAUGAUGUGGUGGACAUGCUGCUGUACCAGCGGACCAGACAAAGCCUUGAACUCCUCGGGCAUCAUGCAGUGCUCCUCAUGUGUUAUAUGGUUGCCAUAACAACACACAUGUAUGUGGGCUACGCAGUGGUUGGGCUCAUAGUUGAGGUGAACAGCAUCUUCCUCCACCUCCGGCAGAUCCUGCAGAUUCAAGGUUUUCAAAAAGAUAACAGUUUCUACAGGAUGAACAGUUUGAUUAAUCUUGGCACCUUCAUUGUGUGUCGCAUCACGCUGCUGGCGUGGAUGACGCGGUGGAUCGUCAUCAACAAGGACCAUGUUCCCCUGUUGUUCUACACGAUGGGCAGCGUGGGGCUGGCCGUUCUCACACUGAUGAACAUAAUCCUGUUUUAUCGUGUGUUGAUGAGUGACUUCGUCAGGAAGAAGGACACACGUUCCAAGAAUGAGUAGGUGGCCGAGAGGUGAUAACCUGAAGCUUGGUCUUGCCAUUCCUUGAUGCCAGUCUUCUCCAUGUUCGCAGAAUUUGUUCUGAAGAGAAAUUGAUCAAAUCCCAUGUAUGCACACUGGGAAUCCUUAAGAUUUUUGUACAUUGAUUCUGCUCACAUGUUGAGCACUGCCCAGUGGAAGCCAUACUGGCUGUUGGUGACACAAUGGUCAUGAUUGCCCUGAGGCUAGAAGGAGCAGCGGCAGCAGCAGCGCACAACUGUGGAAACGAUCGUCUGCAGUGUGUGUUGUUGGUCAGUGGCCAGUCCUUUGUGAGUAUCUUAAUCCAGUUGAGUGUAAACAUGGAAGUAGCUACAUCCAAGAGAGGAGGAUUCUGAUUGGUUCCCACCUUCGCUGUCUGUAUCUCUGUAUCACCCCAGUGCUUGUGGGGUUUACAAUGUGUGCAUCCUCCAUUAUCAAGUGUACAAUGCCUCCAUUCUGUUAUUUGUGAAAAAUACCCUCGACCCAUUUGCUAACCUUGCUCCGUUUUGUAUCUGAUUCAAAUUGUGUGAUGCUAGAUAUGAUCGCACAUUAUGCCCCGAGGGAUCGGUUGACAGGGAAUUUAUCUCACCAACAUUCAUUCAGGCAGACCGGGAGUACAUGUCCUCAGUUUCACUGAGUCUGCAAAACUUGUUACACUUGUCUUGAGUAAAUAACACCGGAUACUGAAGUAGGCAGCCAUGUUGACAGCUAGCAGAUGUGUACACACAGAGUUACUUCCCCUUAGCCAAUGCAUUCGAAUAAACAUUGCUGUAUUUCAGCUCAACGAUACUUUUGCCGGAUAAGGUUUGUUCCAAUUGAUUUCUCAGCGGGCUACAUGUAAAUUAGAAAUUAGAGGUAUUUUGGACAGACUGGGUGAUGCAGGAUGGAGGUAUCUACUGGACAGACUGGGUGAUGCAGGAUGGAGGUAUCUACUGGACAGACUGGGUGAUGCAGGAUGGAGGUAUCUACUGGACAGACUGGGUGAUGCAGGAUGGAGGUAUCUACUGGAUAGACUGGGUGAUGCAGGAUGGAGGUAUCUACUGGACAGACUGGGUGAUGCAGGAUGGUAGGAUGGAGGUAUCUACUGGACAGACUGGGUGAUGCAGGAUGGAGGUAUCUACUGGACAGACUGGGUGAUGCAGGAUGGAGGUAUCUACUGGACAGACUGGGUGAUGCAGGAUGGUAGGAUGGAGGUAUCUACUGGACAGACUGGGUGAUGCAGGAUGGAGGUAUCUACUGGACAGACUGGGUGAUGCAGGAUGGAGGUAUCUACUGGACAGACUGGGUGAUGCAGGAUGGAGGUAUCUACUGGACAGACUGGAUGAUGCAGGAUGGAGGUAUCUACUGGACAGACUGGGUGAUGCAGGAUGGUAGGAUGGAGGUAUCUACUGGACAGACUGGGUGAUGCAGGAUGGAGGUAUCUACUGGACAGACUGGAUGAUGCAGGAUGGAGGUAUCUACUGGACAGACUGGGUGAUGCAGGAUGGAGGUAUCUACUGGACAGACUGGGUGAUGCAGGAUGGAGGUAUCUACUGGACAGACUGGGUGAUGCAGGAUGGUAGGAUGGAGGUAUCUACUGGACAGACUGGGUGAUGCAGGAUGGAGGUAUCUACUGGACAGACUGGGUGAUGCAGGAUGGAGGUAUCUACUGGACAGACUGGGUGAUGCAGGAUGGAGGUAUCUACUGGACAGACUGGGUGAUGCAGGAUGGUAGGAUGGAGGUAUCUACUGGACAGACUGGGUGAUGCAGGAUGGAGGUAUCUACUGGACAGACUGGGUGAUGCAGGAUGGAGGUAUCUACUGGACAGACUGGGUGAUGCAGGAUGGAGGUAUCUACUGGACAGACUGGGUGAUGCAGGAUGGAGGUAUCUACUGGACAGACUGGGUGAUGCAGGAUGGAGGUAUCUACUGGACAGACUGGGUGAUGCAGGAUGGUAGGAUGGAGGUAUCUACUGGACAGACUGGGUGAUGCAGGAUGGAGGUAUCUACUGGACAGACUGGGUGAUGCAGGAUGGAGGUAUCUACUGGACAGACUGGGUGAUGCAGGAUGGAGGUAUCUACUGGACAGACUGGGUGAUGCAGGAUGGUAGGAUGGAGGUAUCUACUGGACAGACUGGGUGAUGCAGGAUGGUAGGAUGGAGGUAUCUACUGGACAGACUGGCUGAUGCAGGGCAGUGUGCUCCACAACUAGCUCGGAUGAUAUGAGGUUUAAUGUGGAACAUAAGGGUGACUACUUCCUCAGGGAAUCAGGUUGUGUUGCUUGUUCAUGUGAAGGUCCUUUCCUUUAUGUAAACAAGAUGAAUCGAUAUGAUGUACACAUACAUAUAUAUUAUAUAUACAUAUCCCAUAGAGUGGGGAGUUUGUUGUGUCCUGAUUGUGAAACGCAGCCAUUGCUUUCUUUAUGAAUCAAUUCGUGAUUGAAGUUGGUAAACAUGGCAAAAGUCCUACAGUGUUGGGACGUAGGCGGAGUAAAUCGGCAGCAAGCUCCGCCAUGUUUGGUUCAAUUGGUUUUAGUCCCACACAUUUAGUGGAACAAUCAGUGUCUACCUGCAGGGAAAUGUCAACAUUUGUUACCAAUUGGAAACAUUUUUAAAUGUAUUAUUUCUGUAACCGAAACUGUCAGCCUUCCUAGGGCCUAUUUCAACAGCCCUUUUUAUAAACCUAUUCAUUGUCUUCGGGAUAUUCCAUUCUGUAUCAGGUAAUGUGUUUAAGAGGUGCUAAACGAUUUCUUCACAAGUACACAUUAACUUAUUGUAUGUAUUCAGGAAUCUGUGAUUCAUGUGUGCCGAUUUUCAGUUUUUCCCUCUUCAUCUCGUAUUCCCUUCCUCAGCCUAUUUAGCCAGGAUGUCUCCUGUAAACACAGUAGAGAUAGUUGGGGGCUUGGGGAGGGCCUGGGGAGGGCCUGGGGAGGGCUUGGGGAGGGCCUGGGGAGGGCCUGUCAUUUGCUUUCAAGAUUACGUUCUUUCAGCUACAGCAAUUUUUGUGGGAGCCGGUUUCUUUUUUUGUUCACAGUCUGAAGCCUAGUUUUUUUUUCUCAAGAAUUUAUCCCUCCUUGAAUAUCUGAUGGUCGGCCACUCAAUGAGACCCGGGUUUGAUUCCUGACAUGGGUACAAUGUGUGAAGUCCAUUUCUAGUGCUCCCCACAUGAUAUUGCUGGAAUAUUGCUAAAAGUGUGCAUAAAACCACUCACUCACUCAAUGAGAUUGGUUCUGUUAAGAAAUGAUUCACGUUAUUGCGUGCAGAUGUUUGUCACAUGGAAAGAACUCAUCGUUACUCAUAAA
Molecule: messenger RNA, 4131 nt
Organism: Haliotis rufescens (red abalone)
Lineage: Eukaryota; Metazoa; Mollusca; Gastropoda; Lepetellida; Haliotidae
Product: TLC domain-containing protein 2-like
Exons: 6
Coding region: 75-836 (253 amino acids)
Biological process (GO): regulation of membrane lipid distribution; membrane assembly; phospholipid homeostasis
Cellular component (GO): plasma membrane
Source: RefSeq, a predicted model, not a curated record